CCCCUUUUCCCUCUUUAUUUUUGCUUGAACCCUCCAUUCAUUCCCAUGAUCGUGUUCAUCAUCAGAGCGUAGCUAUAUUAACUAUAUUUGAUAGGAAAAAGAAAAAAAAAAAAUGAGUACGGUUGAUAAGAUGCUUAUAAAAGGAAUCCGGAGUUUCGACCCGGAAAACAAGAACGUCAUCACCUUCUUCAAGCCUUUAACUCUGAUUGUUGGCCCCAAUGGCGCUGGCAAAACAACCAUUAUUGAGUGCUUGAAGCUUUCUUGCACUGGAGAGUUGCCUCCCAAUGCAAGGUCUGGCCACAGUUUUAUUCAUGAUCCCAAGGUUGCCGGGGAAACAGAGACAAAAGGGCAAAUUAAGCUCCGUUUUAAGACAGCCGCAGGGAAGGAUGUGGUUUGCAUAAGGUCAUUCCAACUGACACAAAAAGCAUCUAAGAUGGAGUACAAGGCAAUUGAGAGUGUGCUUCAAACAAUAAAUCCUCAUACCGGGGAGAAAGUUUGCCUUAGUUAUAGAUGUGCAGACAUGGAUCGGGAAAUACCAGCUCUAAUGGGUGUUUCAAAGGCCAUUCUUGAAAAUGUUAUAUUUGUACACCAAGACGAAUCCAAUUGGCCAUUGCAAGAUCCCUCAACAUUGAAAAAGAAGUUUGAUGAUAUCUUUUCUGCAACCCGGUAUACAAAGGCUUUGGAGGUCAUUAAAAAACUUCACAAGGAUCAGAAUCAAGAGAUAAAGACUUAUAAGCUGAAACUGGAGAAUCUUCAGACUUUGAAGGAUGCUGCAUAUAAGCUUCGUGAAAGUAUUUCUCAAGAUCAAGAGAAAACAGAAUCCUUGAAAAGUCAAAUGCAGGAGCUCGAAAGAAACAUCCAAGAUGUGGAUGCUAAAAUUCAUCAUACUGAAACAACACUGAAAGAUUUGCGGAAACUACAGGACCAGAUAUCAACCAAAACAGCGCAAAGGAGCACUUUGUUUAAGGAGCAACAGAAGCAGUAUGCAGCUCUUGAUGCGGAAAAUGAAGAUACUGAUGAAGAAUUGAGGGAAUGGAAAACCAAGUUUGAAGAAAGAAUAGCAAUUUUAGAGAAUAAAAUUAGCAAACUGGAGAGGGAAAUGAAUGACAAGGAAACAGAAAGCUCUUUCCUAAAGCAGAGUAUAAAUGAUUACAUAUGGGAGAUUGGCAAGCUUCAGACGGAAGCUGAAGUUCAUAUGUCCUUGAAGAACGAAAGGGACUCCACCAUUCAGAAACUAUUUGCGAGAUAUAAUUUAGGGUCUCUUCCAGAUGCGCCAUUCAGCAAUGAAGCUUCUUUGAACCUCACAAAUCGAAUAAAAUCAAGGUUAAUGGAUCUUGAGAAGGAUUUGGAAGAUAAAAAGAAAUCAAAUGAACAAGAACUUAAGACAGCAUGGGAAAGCUACAUGGAUGCAAAUGAUCGUUGGAAGAACAUUGAGGCUCAAAAACAAGCUAAAAUGGAAAUUAAGAGUGGUAUUUUGAAACGCAUCAGGGAGAAGGAAAAUGAGCGUGAUUUAUUUGAACUUCAAAUAUCUAAUGUCAAUCUUUCUCACAUUGAUGAGAGAGAAAAUAGCAUGCGAAUUGAGGUUGAGAGAAAGACUAAUCAGCUUGCUCAAAGAGAAUUUGAAUUAAACAUACGCCAGAAGCAGAGUGAGUUAUUUGGCAUAGAGCAAAAACUCAAGGCUCUUAAUCGAGAGAAAGACAUAAUGGCUGGUGAGUCUGAGGACAGAGUGAAACUGUCUCUGAAGAAGGCAGAGUUGGAGACUCACAAGAAGAAACAUAAAAAGAUAGUUGAUGAGUACAAGGAUAAAAUCAGAGGAGUGCUUAAAGGGAGGCUUCCUCAAGACAAGGAUCUCAAAAAGGAAAUUACUCAAGCCCUAAGGGCUCUUGUAAUGGAGUUUGAUGAUUUGAGCUCAAAAUCCCGUGAAGCUGAGAAGGAAGUAAACAUGUUGCAGAUGAAAAUACAAGAAGUCAAUAAUAACCUGUCCAAACAUCGCAAGGAUGUAGACUCAAAGAAGAGAUUUAUUGAAUCCAAACUUGAGUCCAUGAGUCAGCAAUCUUUCACCAUAGAUUCUUAUCCAAAAGCCUUGGAUUCGGCUAAGGAGAAAAGAGAUGUUCAGAAAAGUAAGUACAACAUUGCAGAUGGUAUGCGGCAGAUGUUUGAUCCUUUUGAAAGAGUUGCCCGUGCUCAUCAUGUUUGCCCUUGCUGUGAGCGUCCAUUCUCCACUGAAGAGGAAGAUGACUUUGUUAAAAAGCAAAGAGUAAAAGCAGCAAGUUCAGCUGAGCACAUGAAAGUGUUGGCUGUGGAGUCCUCAAAUGCCGAUUCUUAUUUUCAGCAGUUGGACAAGUUUCGUAUGGUUUUUGAAGAAUAUCUCAAAAUUAACAAGGAAACAAUCCCUCUUGCUGAGAAAAAUCUGCAUGUGCUUACUGAAGAGCUGGAUCAGAAGUCUCUGGCUUUUGAUGAUGUGUUAGGUAUUUUAGCUCAAAUAAAGGCUGAUAAGGAAUCAGUUGAAGCCUUGUUGCAACCUGUUGAAACUGCUGACAGACUCUUCCAAGAAAUUCAAACUUGGCAAAAGCAAGUGGAUGAUUUGGAGUACAUGCUUGAUUCUCGAGGACAAGGUGUUAGAACCAUGGAGGAAAUUCAGACAGAGAUAAAUGGUUUGCAGAGCACAAAAGAUGGUUUGCAUAAUGAACUGGAGAAGUUAAGGGAUGAACAAAGGUACAUGGAAAAUGAUUUGUCAAACAUUCAAAUCAGGUGGCACACUCUGAGGGAAGAAAAAGUUAAAGCAGCUAAUACAUUGAGGGAUGUUAAAAAGGCAGAAGAAGAAUUAGAGCGUUUGGCUGAGGAAAAAAUUCAACUUGAACUUGACGAGAAGCAUUUAUUGGAGGCGCUUGGUCCUCUAUCCAGGGAGAAAGAGAAAUUUUUGACUGACUACAACGAUUUGAAAGUCAAACUUAAUCGGGAGUAUGAGGAGCAGGCUGAGCAAAAGAGAAACUACCAACAGGAAAUUGAGACACUGCUUAAGACUACUUCUAAGAUUAAAGAGUAUUAUGAUUUGAAGAAAGGUGAUAAGUUAAAGGAACUGCAAGAAAAGAAAUCUUUAUCGGAAUCUCAACUUCGAAAUUGUGAUACUAGGAAGCAGGAGAUUUUGGCUGAGUUGAACAAAUGCAAAGACUUGAUGCGGAAUCAAGAUCAGCUAAGACGAAAUAUUGAGGACAAUUUGAAUUACAGGAAGACAAAAGCUGAAGUUGAUGAACUUGCUUCUGAGAUUGAAUCACUGGAAGAGAAAAUAUUGAAGAUUGGAGGUAUUUCGGCUGUUGAAUCUGAACUGGUGAAGAUCUCUCAAGAAAGGGAAAGACUUCUUUCGGAGUUAAACAGGAGCCACGGAACGAUGGCUGUUUAUCAGAGCAAUAUUUCAAAGAAUAAAAUUGAUCUUAAGCAGGCACAAUACAAAGACAUUGAUAAGCGAUACUUUGAUCAGCUAAUCCAACUUAAGACAACAGAGAUGGCAAACAAGGACCUGGACAGAUACUACAAUGCACUGGACAAAGCACUCAUGCGCUUCCACACAAUGAAAAUGGAGGAAAUAAAUAAAAUUAUUAGAGAACUGUGGCAGCAAACGUACAGAGGGCAAGACAUAGACUACAUUAGCAUUCAUUCAGAUUCUGAAGGUGCUGGGACUCGUUCGUAUAGCUACAGGGUUCUCAUGCAGACUGGUGAUGCAGAGCUAGAAAUGAGAGGAAGAUGUAGUGCUGGUCAAAAGGUCCUUGCUUCCCUUAUCAUACGAUUAGCAUUAGCUGAGACUUUUUGCCUGAAUUGCGGAAUACUAGCCUUGGAUGAACCAACCACAAACUUGGAUGGUCAAAAUGCUGAAAGUCUUGCAGCAGCUCUCCUUAGAAUUGUGGAGGACAGAAAAGGCCAGGAGAACUUUCAACUUAUAGUAAUUACUCACGAUGAGCGUUUCGCUCAACUAAUUGGUCAACGCCAGCAUGCAGAAAAAUAUUAUCGGGUUGCUAAAGAUGAUCAUCAGCAUAGUAUAAUUGAAGCCCAGGAGAUAUUUGAUUGA
Pistacia vera is the source of this 4063-nucleotide messenger RNA. Its product is annotated as DNA repair protein RAD50. The transcript has 27 exons. Gene Ontology annotation, cellular component: Mre11 complex; nucleus; condensed nuclear chromosome. Gene Ontology annotation, biological process: telomere maintenance via telomerase; telomere maintenance via recombination; double-strand break repair. Lineage: Eukaryota; Viridiplantae; Streptophyta; Magnoliopsida; Sapindales; Anacardiaceae. The record is from RefSeq and is a predicted model, not a curated record. Gene Ontology annotation, molecular function: ATP hydrolysis activity; single-stranded telomeric DNA binding; G-quadruplex DNA binding. Bases 113 to 4063 code for a protein of 1316 amino acids.